GUCUGACCUUUAUCUUCAGCGCAAAUAGACGACUCAUCAGUCGGUCUCAACUCUCUCCAACUCUCAAGCUGCGAAUCCGAUUAAACAGAGAGAGAGAGAGAGAGGCGAUGCAGCUGAUAAAAGCGGCGGCGGUGGCUCUAAUGGCGGCGAGAGGGUUGGGGGCGGCGGAAUCGGAAGGGAUAGAGUUCGGAUCGGUUUGGUGGUUCGUAUACGUCGGAAUCUCAUGCUUUCUCGUCCUCUUCGCUGGAAUUAUGUCCGGCCUCACACUCGGCCUCAUGUCUCUCGGCCUCGUCGAGCUCGAGAUCCUCCAGCGCAGCGGCACAUCCACCGAGAAGAAGCAAGCAGCUGCUAUCCUUCCAGUUGUCCAGAAGCAACACCAACUUCUUGUGACUUUGCUCCUAUGUAAUGCAUGUUCUAUGGAGGCCCUUCCCAUAUACCUGGAUAAGCUUUUCAAUCAGUUUCUUGCUAUUGUGCUAUCUGUGACUUUUGUUCUAGCUUUUGGAGAGGUUAUUCCACAAGCAAUAUGCACUAGAUAUGGACUUGCUGUCGGUGCAAAUUUUGUUUGGCUCGUGCGCAUUUUGAUGAUAAUUUGCUAUCCAAUUGCUUAUCCUAUCGGAAAGAUUCUAGAUUGGGUAUUGGGACAUAAUGAUGCCCUAUUUAGACGGGCUCAGUUGAAAGCUCUGGUCUCCAUCCAUGGUCAGGAGGCUGGUAAAGGUGGUGAACUAACACAUGAUGAGACGACGAUUAUUAGUGGAGCGCUAGAUUUAACCGAGAAGACUGCUGAGGAGGCUAUGACACCCAUUGAGUCUACAUUUUCCUUGGAUGUGAACUCAAAAUUGGACUGGGAAGCGAUGGGAAAAAUUCUUGCUCGAGGUCAUAGUCGAGUACCUGUUUAUUCUGGAAACCCAAAAAAUAUUAUUGGACUUUUACUGGUAAAAAGUCUUCUUACAGUAAGACCAGAAACAGAGACUCCUGUCAGUGCUGUUUCCAUUCGAAGAAUUCCACGGGUUCUUGCUGAUAUGCCUCUAUAUGACAUCUUGAAUGAAUUUCAAAAGGGUAGCAGUCAUAUGGCAGCUGUGGUGAAGUUUAAAGGGAAAAACAAAAACCCUCCAUUAAGUUAUAGUGAAGAGAAAGUUGCUAGUGGGGAUUCUCAAUUAACUACCCCUCUGCUAUCGAAGCAAGAUGAGAAGCCAGAAAAUGUUGUUGUUGAUAUCGAGAAGGCUUCAAGGCCAUCUAUUAUAAACAGGCAAACCUCUUCUCAACAUAACGAUGCUGCACCAAAUGGAUUGCCUCCUAUGUCGGAGGAUAUUGAAGAUGGUGAAGUAAUUGGGAUCAUCACCUUGGAAGAUGUCUUUGAAGAACUUCUACAGGAGGAGAUUGUAGAUGAGACAGAUGAAUUUGUUGAUGUACAUAGAAGGAUACGUGUGGCUGCAGCUGCAGCUGCUUCAUCAAUGGCACGUGCCCCAUCGAUUCGGAGGUUAACUAGCCACAAGGGAGCAGGAACCCAAAGUAAGCAUGGACAAUCCCCAAAGAAGUCUACAGAGGAAGAUUCAAAUUCAAUGAGGUUACAAGGGAAUCGCGGUGAGCCUUUUCUUGAUAACAAGAGAUGAAUAUACAAUUCUGUUUAAUUUGUUGUGUGUUAGUCCUGAGAGUUUUGUUUUGUUUUUUUUUUUUGUGGCAAACAAAAAUACCAAGGCUUGUGCUAUAUAUUGUAAAUUUGGAAACUUAAUCGAAAAAACUAGCUAUACAUGUAUGAUAUUUACCACCGACCUUGUAGGUCAGGUUGUACUCCA
Molecule: messenger RNA, 1793 nt
Organism: Camellia sinensis
Lineage: Eukaryota; Viridiplantae; Streptophyta; Magnoliopsida; Ericales; Theaceae
Product: DUF21 domain-containing protein At4g14240
Biological process (GO): intracellular manganese ion homeostasis; magnesium ion homeostasis
Cellular component (GO): cytoplasm
Source: RefSeq, a predicted model, not a curated record